This is a messenger RNA of Suhomyces tanzawaensis NRRL Y-17324, 420 nucleotides long. RefSeq names its product mRNA splicing protein. Gene Ontology annotation, biological process: spliceosomal snRNP assembly; mRNA splicing, via spliceosome. NCBI's taxonomy places the organism in Eukaryota, Fungi, Ascomycota, Pichiomycetes, Serinales, Debaryomycetaceae. The transcript has a single exon. The record is from RefSeq and is a predicted model, not a curated record. Bases 8 to 313 code for a protein of 101 amino acids. Gene Ontology annotation, molecular function: RNA binding. Gene Ontology annotation, cellular component: catalytic step 2 spliceosome; U1 snRNP.
AGCACCAAUGUCGGUAAGUAGAGCCCUGCAACAAGCCCAGUCGGCGCAGCAUACUAACGUUCAGUUCCAACCCAUCAACCCCAAGCCGUUUCUCAAAACACUCAUUAACAAGCCCGUGGUGGUCAGAUUGAAGUGGAACCGUACCGAAUACAAAGGCACGUUAGUGUCGGUGGACAACUACAUGAACCUCCAGCUCGAGGACACCAAGGAAGUUGAUGGUGACAAGGAGGAGCCUAUCGGAGAAAUAUUCAUCAGAUGCAACAACGUGUUGUUUAUCCGAGAAGGUAAGACGGAGGUGAAAGAAGAGAGCUGAGCACAAGAGUUCGGGGAUUGGAAAGCAGGAUCCUUCCAGCUAGCGUCAUGUAAAUUAGUCAAGAUUUCAAUAGAAAGUAAUGUACGAAGUAUGUCAGACAAAUGUAG